GAGAGGAUGGCCGAAAGUUUCAGUUCUCUCUUUCAGUUCCCAUUGUACCGUUGCGUUGUCGUUCGGUGUUUUUUUUGCGUGCAAGUGACAAAAGGCAAAUGGCAAAUGGCAAAAAUAAAACGCGCUGAAAACGCCAGACGAUGCUCGUCAAAAUAGUUAAUUCCUAGUUGUUAAUUCAUAUAUUUUAUUCUGUUCGCAAUAACCGCUGUGCAAUAUAAAAAUCAUUAGCCAAAAGGAGAACGAGAGAGAGAGCAAAUCGUUCUGACAGUAGACGACGGAGUGUAGCGCAUUAGAAUAUAUAGAAAAUAUAAUAUCGAUUGAAGCACUGGAUCUAACAGGGAAUCGGGCCAAAAUGGUGGGUCUGCUCAAUCCGCUCAAGUACGGCGACCACUUCUACGAGCUGUACACGAACAACACACGCAGAAAAAUGCAACACGAUCGCAAGGUGUUAACUAAGCGUAAAAGUCGGAAGGACAAAUCGGCGGCAGCGAUGGCCGCGGCGGCUGCAGCGGCGGUUCUCGAGGGGAAUGCGGGCGCAGGUGGACUGGUGAACCCACUGGACCCACCACUGGUCAAGGAGCAACUGAUGAUCCUGCCCUCCUUUCCGGUGGCGCACAUCGAACUGGAUCCGAAUGCGUCCAAGUUUGCGGUCUUCUCAGCCAUCAGAUCUACGGUUCUGGAGGCGGAGACGCGGUACGCCCUGUUCCAGGAGGGUGGAGCCGGAGCCGGUGGUCAGUGCGGAUCGGGCGUGAAGAAGUGGAGCAGACCCCUGAACUCCUCCUGCUGCAUGAUGUGCGCCCACAGCUGCAUGAUCAGCAACAUCCUCGACUGCCCCUGUCACGCGCCAUUGGGCAUGCACGGUGCCUUGGGCCCCGGAAACGGAGCACCCAAUGGACCGGUGGGCGUGCUGGGCGAUGUGAGGGUACCGGCCCCGGUGCCCGUGGUGGUUGGAGGACCUGGUCUGCCCGCCGAGAAGCGACCACGCCGCGAUAGCGCCAACAGCGAUGCCGAUUCGGACACCGAGGAGCCCACCGAACGGGAGCCCGUCUAUGCCACCGUGCCCCUGAUUGUGGGCGCCGGAUUGCGCAGCCUGUUCGAGCUGAUUGCCGAUGCGCGGCAUGUCCAUCCGCUGCUGUGCACCAAGGCGCUGAAGGCCCUGCUCGACGUCAUCCAGGGCCAGCAGCCGGAGAGCUUCAAGCUGGAGCCGGAGGAGCUGAUCAAUCCGCUGUACGAUCUCCUUCUCGAUCUGGCCACCAUGCCGGCGGCCCUCAACUCGGCCACGGGUGCGGAGGCCAACUGGUCGGCCAUGGCUUGUGCCGCGCUCCUGGGACUCUGCAUCGCCCGCGGCGACACCGGCAAGAUGCUGAAGGCCAUCGCCGCCAUGCUGAUGACGCCGCGACAGCUAUCCGCCCAGAUUGUCCAGCUGCCGGUGGUGCUGGCCACGCUGCAGCACACGGUGGUCAGUGCGGCGCUGAACAAGCCCACCAGGCCGGACUUUCACAGCCACGGGGUGCCGCACAACUCCCUGAUUGAUGAGUUCCCCCUGAAGUUGCCGCCCUUGAGCACGGGUGCGCCCAUCACCUCGCCGGCGAUGGCCUGCGAUGGAGUGUUUGUGUACCUACUCUACGGGGGAACCCUGCUGAAGAUCGGCACUGGCUUCGGGGGAUCCUACAAGGGACACGUCUAUGCCCAGAACGAGGACUUCAGCCACGAGCGAAGUGCCUGGCUGGGCUACAGUGGCGGGCAGCUCUACUUCCGGCGCACCUGUCGCCGCAGUGCCGGUGACCAGCUGCAAAUGGUGGGCCUGGACACGCUGGCCAUCAAGGCGAUGAGUCCAUUGAGCAUGCUCCACAUGCGCGAGGGACUCAACUACGUGCUCUUCACGGACGACGACUCACUGCAUGCCAUCUGCAGCAACCGCGAUGAUACACUGGUGGUGAAGAAGCUGAACCUGUACCACAAUAGCUACAACAUCGACCCGCCACCCUUCGAGCUGCCCCUUCAGUUGGCCCGCAAGAAGUUCCGAACUUUGGGCUAUGCCGCCUUCGAGGAUGAGCUGCUCAACCAGUACCAGAUCCAGCGCAUCCAAUCGGCGCACAACAGCUUCGAGCCGAAGCUACCGGCUCCGUGCCGAGAUGCGGAUGUGGAUGUGAUGGGCAUGGCUUGUGGCAAGGAGUUUGGCCUGGUGCGUGCCAGCAAUGGCAGGGUGUACUACUAUGGAAAGUCAGCGGCCCUGGGACUCAAGUGUGUGGGUCGCACGCCGACGCUCAAGCUCACCGAACUGGUCAUCUCCAAGGCGGCGAAUAUAGUCCAUGUGGCCGUGGGACACGAUGGCAUCCAUGCUCUGCUGGUGAACGACGAUGGAACCGUCUUCUUUGCGGGAACAGCUCGGCGCGGUGAAGAUGGUGAUAGCAGCAAGAAUCGGAGGCAACCGAAGGCGGUUAAGCCGAAGAAGAUGACCAAGAUCGAUGGUCAUGUGGUGGUUCAUGCCGCUUGCAAUAAUGGCACCUCCGCCUUUGUGACCAAAACCGGAAAACUAAUAAUGUACGGCAAGGAUACAGCCCACUGCGAUGCCAUGGGCUUUGUGAGUGAGCUGUUGGAUCAGCAUGUGACCAAGGUGGCGCUGGGCAAGGCCCAUUGUGUGGCCCUCAAUGCCAAGGGACAGCUCUUCUCGUUCGGACUGAAUAACAAGGGUCAGUGCGGCAGGAUAUUCAACAAGUUGCAGCCGGUGAAGGAUGUGCCGCCAUUCGCCUCAUCCUCCACGGCCGCCGCCUGUUUUGCAUCCCUGCUGCCACUGGACAAGCGCCUGAAGUUGGACUUCUCCACCUUGUGCGACUACGAUGACCACAAUCUGGUGCAGGGUCAGUGCCGGGUGUGCGUCAUCUGUCGGGAGUGCACUGGCUACAAUGUCAGCUGUGUCUCCGCCCUGAAUGUCCCACUGGAUCAGCGCUUGGCGGGCAGUAUAUGUCCCUGUGGACACGGAGAUGCGGGCUGUGCCAAGUGUGGACUGUGCGCCGCCUGCAUUGCGCUCCAGGAUAGCGAUGAAGCCAAAACGGAGCUGAAGCCUCCGCCAAGUGACGUGCAACAGCGUCAGCAGCGCUCCAAAACGCUAAUCAUGCGACGCAAGGAGCGCAAGGGCGAACUGGAAACCGGAGCUGCCGGCGGAGGAGCUGCCACGCCCACAGACCUGGACAAGGACCCACCGCGUGUGGCUCCACUCGCACCGCAGUUGCUGCAGCUCACCAGCUCAUCGCCGGUGGUCCAGGUGGCCUGUGGACUGCACCACACCGUGGUGCUCACCCUGGCCGGUGAGGUGUACACCUUUGGCAGCAAUCAGUACGGACAGUUGGGCAGUGGAGACCUGCAGCCAGUGAGCGGACCGGUUCGCGUCCAGGUGGCCGGAGCCAUCAGUCAAGUGGCCGCCGGUAGCAACCACACCGUGCUGCUGACGUCGAAGGGAAUGGUCUACACGUUCGGCAACUACCAGAAGGGACAACUGGGACGACUACCCAGUGAUUACGGGCAGAAGCCCCCGCCCCAGGAUGAAGACUCACCGGUGGGAGGAGCAGGAUCCGAUGGCGCAGGAGCAGGAGCAGGAGGAUCGCCCACAGUGGCGCCGGUGGGAAUGCCCGGACCGGAACGAUCCCAAUCCCCGGCCACCGUUCAGCCCAGCGGCUCCAAGGAGAUGCCGCCGCUGAUGCCGGUGCUCACCCAGCGUCAGAAGUUCCUGUGGAACUGCUCGCCCGGCGCCGUUUUUGGCCUGGGUCCCUGCUUUGGCAAAAAGGUGACCUGGAUUGGAGCCAAUGGUGACCAGACCUUCAUCAAGAUAGACGAAUCCCUGAUAACGGCGCAAAUGCUGCCCAAGAUGCAUGUGGUGGCAAACAAGAAGACGAUAUUGCUCAUCCCCAGCAUUCCGCUGUCCUUCCACACGCUCUCCAUAAAUCGACGAGAUGGAAGUUGCACGGCUCACUACCGCGGACAGACGAACUUCGUUCAACUGAUGCAGGCGCAGCCGGAGCAAGUGGCGCCGGAGAUAAACUCCAAUGUGGAUGUGGCCGUGACUCCGGUUGCGGAUUCGCCGGCACAUGCCUCCACCUCGUCGCUGCUGACGGCCUUGGCGGGCACGGCCACGGCGGGUGUGCCCAUCAACGAGCAGAUGUCGCGGAGCAUGCAUGAGGGCCGCAACCAGAUCUUCGAGGAGCAGCCACCGGAGGUGUCACCUUCCGUUGCAGCUGCAGCAGUAGCAGCAGCUCCUGGCACACCCGGAUCAGCUGGGGCAGCAGGAUCCGCACCUCGAUCACGUCGCGUGGGCAAGCAGGGAGCCAGCUCCCCGGAACCCGCACCAUCGCCACCACAACUGGCCUUCACCAUGGAUCCCACCUACAAUGUCCUGUGGGUCUUCGAUGGCGCUGCACGCAAGUUGCGCUGCCACAAUGUGGUGGCCAGUGACAUCAACGAGAGCGAUGCGAACUCCACCACCUAUCGAUCCUUGCUGUCGCCGGAGUUAUCCUUGCCGGAUCGGGUGGAUUCGCGCGUGGCCCGCUCGCAGGCCUCACUGAAUCUACUGGCCUGCCUGGACAUCCUCACGUCGGCACAGGACAACAUACCCGGAUGCUUCGACCAGCCGCUGCUCAAGCAAACGCAACAGACGGCGGAGACGCAGGCCGGCGAAUUCCAGGUGGUCAGUCGGUUCGACAACUUCGGCGGCGGAUGGGGCUACUCCGGACACAGUGUGGAGGCCAUAAGGUUCUCGGCGGACACGGAUAUCGUGAUCUGUGGCUUCGGGAUGUUCGGCGGCCGCGGAGAGUACAGUUGCAAGCUGAAGCUCUUCGAUUUGGGCGGCGAUGGUGGCGGCUACGAGAAGGAAGGCAUCCUGAUUGGCGAGACCAAGGAGGUGCCGUACGAGUGUGGCGCCCGGAGCAAGCAUCACAUCCUCCUGCCCAAGCCGGUUAGUGCGGUGGCUGGGAGGUGGUACCUGGUAUGGGCUAGGAUCGCAGGUCCCUCCUCCGAUUGCGGUUCCUGCGGCCAGGCCUCCGUGACCACCGAGGACCAGGUGGUCUUCUCCUUCAAGUCCAGCAAGAAGGCCAACAACGGCACCGACGUAAACUCCGGCCAGAUACCGGCCAUUCUGUACCGCCUGGUGACCCAGGAUUGCAAACAGACGCCGGCCCAAAUGGAUGCCGAUCCGGUGCAGCGGAUUUCCCGCGCCUUUGCCAACAGCGUGAGUCGCGAGUGCUUCGAGAGUCUGGUGGUCCUGCUCAGCUGGUCGUGGGACUGCUUCAAGCUGCAGCUGCGCGAGGAGCGGGAUCGCUCCAGGCCACUGCAGCUGCAGCAGUCGCUGCAGUACCUCGGCUAUGUGAUCAAGUCGUGUCUGCGCCUGCUGCGCAAGUACACCAACGAGAUUUACCCCCAGCGGAGCUCCUCCACGUCGCUAACCUCGAAUGCGGGCUCCAACGAAGCCCAUGGCAGUGGCAUGGUGUCCAAGGUCCAGUCCAAGGCGAACAAAGACAAGAAUGCGCCCCGCGUCAUGGGCAAUGCGGCCGUAAUGGCCAAGUACUUUGGCGACCCAUCGCCAUCGGUGGCCCCAGCGAUGAUCAGCAGUGGCGGAAGCAGCGGCGGAGCACCAUCCACAUCGGCUUCGGCAGCUGUGGCAGCUGGUAGCGGAACUCCCGUGACCCGGAAGACCAACAUGGAGAACAUCCAGCUGGCGGAGUGCAUUGGCAAUGUGAGGGCCCUGCUGAUUGGCAUCUUCUGUGACGACAUCUUCAAGGACAUAGCCACGGAUGAGGGCUACGAACUGUCGCUAGAGAUCCUGGACGAGUGCCACCUAAGUUUCGUGGCCUGUUUCGAUGCCUUCUACCCGACAUCCUCGUUGAAGUGGAACUGCCUAUGCGACCUGCUCGCCCAGAUGGACCGUGGAGCACUGCACUCCCGUUUGCUAAGUGCGAUCUUGGCGGGACUCUGCUCGCCGUCGGUGAAACUCAGAGCCACAUUCUCGCUGCUCAGUGCGGCUGGGAACGAACGCCAGUCGAUCAUCAGUCCCAGCGACAAUUCCGGCCUGCCCAUGCUCUCCUCCACCGAUGCCCAUCCGUAUCCCGUGCUGGUGGAGCAAAUGAUAUACCGAACGCAGCAGGAGAAGAGCGAUUUCCUGAGCAAUUCGUGGACAUUCAAGGACGUGCUGGUGCGUCUGCUGGACAUAAUCGCCAGUCCCAUACGAUCCCGCAUCGAGGCCAUCUACAGCCGGAGUCUGGGAAGUCUCGGUGGCAGCUAUCCCGGUGGCAAGGAGUGCGUCAAUCAGGGCCUAAUCGACAACUGUUGCCACCUGCUGGCCAGAGUUCUGGCCGAGAUUGUCUACCAAACGGCGAUGGGGGAGUUCGACAAGCUGUUCAUGCCGCCCAGAACGCUCCACUCGACGGGCGCUCGCUUCGCCCGCUGCGAUGUGAGUCGCACCUGGAACACGGGCAACUUUGGACCCGACGCCAUCGCCUUUGCCGUGGAUCGACCUGGUGUGGCCAUAGCUGGCGCCAUGGUCUACUCGGGUUCGGGUAGCUAUGACUACCAGUUGGAGUUGCUGUACGACAAUACGGCCGAUCUGCAGCCGCAGCACAAGUGGGAGACUUUGGAGUCGGUGUCGGGCAGUUACGACCAGGAGGCGGUGCACAACGAUCUGGCGGAGAUUAAGUUCGACCAUCCGGUGCACAUCAAGGAGAAUGCCCGCUACGCAUUGAGGCUGUGCUCGCAGGGAGCGCGCACUUGCAGCGGCGAUGCCGGGAUGCCGGCCGUUCGAGGACCUUGUGGCGCCCAGUUUCACUUCUAUGCCUGCGAUCUGAGCUUCAAUGGAACCACGCCGGCCAGGGGUCAAUUGCCCUGCAUCCUGUACUACAGCACACCCAUGAAACAGGACGGCAACUCGGCCAGUGGACGAGGUGGCGACGGUGCGAGUGUGGCCAAUCACAUGGAGGAGCGCAUGAUGCUCCUUGGGCCGCACGAGGUCUCCACCCGAGAUACAGCUUUGCAGAUCGCCGCUGAUAUCACCAAAAAGUGCACUGAACUACUGAUCCUGGCACGCAACGCCAUGGCCGCCUCCUGUUCGCCCUCCGAAUACAGUUCCAACCACACACAGACCAUCGACUCGGAGCACAACAUCACACCCAUCGAAGAGCACAUGGACAUCAACUGGGCGAACAACUCGAGGACAGCUGCCCUGCCCAGUGCGGUGGAUCCACAGCUGUCCACCGCCAGGGAUUUGGGCAAGCGCAUCGAGUCCUUCUCCAAGGGACUGAUGGAGACGCUCAAGUUCGAUAAGCGAUCGACGAACCCCUUCGAGAUGGAAAUCGAGAUUGGAGCCACCGAGGUGGAGGAGUCGGCGGAUCUAAGGAAUGGCCAGAGUCAGAGUCAAAACCAGAGUCAAAGUCAAAGUCAGAGUCAGAGUGUGCCGAUAAAUGGCAAUGAGAGGACGAGCGAUUUCGAAAUAGCCGAGCAGCCGGCGCAACAGUCGGUGGCGCAACAAGUGCACUCCGAUUCGGAGGAGGCUCCUCUGGAGGUGGCCGGAAUGGCGGCUGCUGCUUCCGUUGCCGGUGGAGCGAGUAUGGCCGGUGGAUCCGGCGGAGUGGCAGCCGUGGGCAGUCAAGUGGCCGCCGUGCAAUUGCUGGAGGUCUUCAACCUGGCCGCCUCCAAUAUGUUCCACACCCUACUGCCACUGGUCUAUGCACACAUUGCCAAUCUGGCCUGCAGUGAUCCCAAGAGCUCCGUGCAGAUACUUGGCCUGAUCAAGGAGAUCCUGCCGCACAUCGCCGCCCUGAAUCAACUGCACGUGUCCAAGGAUCAACGUCAGCCGGAACCCGCACUCUUUGCACCGCAAACCUCCAGUUCCGGCUCCAAUUCGAGCAGCAGCACUACGAGUAACCACUACUGUCUGGUGGAGAGCGAGCAUCCGUACCGGAGUGCCAGCAUUAGUAGCUAUCGCGUUGAGUUCCCGCCCUGCGUCCAGUGGCUCACCAUCGAGUUCGAUCCGCAGUGUGGCACUGCCCAGCUGGAGGAUUACCUGCUGCUCUCAAUUCCGAUGCGUCCCGCCUCGCAGGCACCGCCCGUUCCGCAUGUGGAUGACUAUCUGGAGCAGGCGGAUAACAAUGUGCUGGGCACAUCGGCGGCGGCGGACAGGAGACGGGCUGCCGAAGGUGGCAUGGCCGGCAGUGGGGCAGGACCGAGUUCACACCAGCGAUCCGCCAGUGUCCAACUGACCAUGGCCAGUUGCUGUCGCAGUCCGGGCGGUGGCAAUGCGCCAGGAUCCGCUGCGGCUGCCGCUGCCAAUGCCACGCCCCUGCGCAGCCAGGAUCCCAAUGACAGGGAGUGGAUUGUGGUCAAAAAGUUCAACACCGCCUCCACCUGGCUGCACAAUGUCCUGAUCCUGCCCGGCAAUUGCGUGGAAUUCUCCCUGGAGACGGCCUCACUUUAUGCCCAGGAUCCGCACAACAAUCGCUAUGGCUUCAAGUGUCUGGUGGUGGGCUACGACAAUCCCACAUCGAUCAAUGCCAGCAACUCGUGUCUAAUACGAUUGGAGCAGGAAUUGGCCUACUUGGGUGGGAUGUGCAGUGCCAAUCUCAUGAAGAAGGAGCUCAAUCUGCCAGAUGACAAGGAUGUGGAGGACAUGAGCGGCGUCGAGGAGACCAUCAAUGCCCAUCACACCCUGCUCUCCAAAGGAUUCGCCCUAUCCGAACCCCAGUUGACAGUGCACCAGGCUCUGGAAUCGUAUCUGCCCAUCGGAUCCCAGUCAAAUGAGCGGCAGUUCCUCAAGGACUUUAUUAGUGGGGCGCCAGGAUCGUCGGGCGCACGUUUGGCGGCCUGGUUGCAACCAGAAUCACGCCUGGAUCCCAAUAAAUGUGAGCUGAACACGAUCACGGAGCCAUUGCGCUACGGUUGGCCCUCCCAGGUGACGGUCGCCAUUCGGGAUCAGUAUGGAGAUGCUGUCCUGGUGCCGGAGCUCAAGGUGGAGAUCAAGGCGAUACCCACGGGGUCGGGUCCGAAUGGUGCAACCGGAACGGGAACGGGAAUAGGAACCGGAACGUCCGGUGCCCCAGCAACCGGAGUAACUGCACCCGGUGCAAACCUGUGGAUGCGUCGUGCCUCCGGCGACACCUGGGGCUGGGGCGGAAUGGCCCCGCCGCCGCGACUCAACUACGAGCCCACCUCCAAGGAGAAGAUGGUCUUCAAAGCGAUCACCUUCAUGAAGCCCUUCACCAACUACUCGUUCGAAGAGCUUCGCUACGCCAGUCCGGUGCAAACACGCAUCACGGAACUCCUCAACGCCAAGGACAUGGAGGACGGCACGUUCAGUGUCCAGUGGACGCCCAGUUCGGUGGGUGCCUACUGCCUGGCGGUGACCAUCGACGGCAUUCCGCUGGAGGAGGUCUACCGCGUGGACGUCAAGGAGGGCAUCCUGCCACCACCCACUCAGAGGAGCAGUGCCCAACGAAGGCCACAGGCACCCAGCAAAUUGCGCCGUUAUCAGGCACGCCAUAGUUCUGGGCUGCGGAUUCGAUCCCAUCCCACGUUGCAGUCGGAGCAGGUGGGCGUGGUGCGGGUGGGCGGCGUGAUCUCGUUCAUCGACGAGAUCGAGAACGACGACGGGAUCUGGUUGCGCCUGUCCACGGAGUCCAUCCGGCAGCACUGCACCAUGGGCUGGUACCCCACAGAGGCGUGGUGUCUGCAGUUCAACCAGCACCUGGCCAGGAUGCUCCUGCAGCCGGUGACCGACAAGGAGGUUAGUCCGUCGGUGCGGAAGGGCGACGCGGGCGAGGCGGCCGAGCAGCAGCAGGAGGAGGAGGAGGAGGAGGAGCCGCCGCCGGUCAGUCCGUCGGGCAGCGGCGAGGCCAGUCCCGAGCCGGAACCCGAUCCCAGUCCGGUCCUCAGUCCGGCCAAGUCGAAGCCGGCUCGCUUCCUGGCCGGCCAUCAGUCCACCAAUCCCUUCCUCUAUCCCUCCAAGCAUGCCGAUCUCGCCGAGCGGGAGGCCCAAGUGCAGGAGGAGCGGGAAAGGGAGGAGCAGCAGCAGCAGCAGCAACAGGUGGAGGUCGAGGAUCCCGAACAGGAGGCACUGCCCGCCGUGGAGCUGCUGCCGGCCCACAUAGGAUCGGCCAUAGCCGGAGUGGUGGGCGGCGGGGCCAUCAAGCUGCAGGCCCUGCAGAAGUGGUUCAAGGGCGACGCCGUGGAUGGGUCCCAGCCGCUGACGCCCUCCCACUCCCCUCCCCUCGCCGGCGUCUCGGUGAGGGAACUGGUGCGGGCCAUGGGCGGCCAGGACUCGUCGCCGCGCGGCAAUGGCAAUCGCAGCUCGCAAUCACAGGCUGCGCAGGAUCAGGAGCCGGAGUUCAGCCUGGCCAGCAUGCGGCGACCCAACUACUCGGCCAGUCAAACGGCAGCGCUGCUCUCCACUCCAAAGCACACGCCCAAGCGAAGCGCCCAAUCGCAGCUGCCGGCGGAGACGAGUGGUCUGGAGGAUGACCUCAGUCUGCUGCAGAUCACCACCACGACCACGGGCCAGGGGGAGCAGCAGAGCGAGCUGCAGCUGGCCACCACAUCCGCCGCCUCGGCGUCCAAGCGCCACACCAUGGGUCCCAUCAAGCGGGCCAUUCCGCCCUCGUUUGCCGAGAGCAUCCGGGCGGUGUUCGCCGCCCUGCUGUGGCACGAGGGAGUCGUCCACGAUGCCAUGGCCUGCGCCAGCUUCCUCAAGUUCCAUCCCGGUCUGCCCAAGGAGGGCGCCACGGUGGUGACGCGUCGCGGCGAGGCCGGCGAUCCCAAGCUGAAGCUAUCGCGGGAGCAGAAGGCCCAGCAGCGGCACUCCGUGGAGGUGGCCAAUGCGGGCAACUACCUGAACAUCCGACCCUCCACGCUGGAAACGCUCACCAAGAGCGGCAACUGUUCGCUGCACAAUCGCAGCAAGUACCGCAAGAAUCUGCUCAGCGGUGGAGUGGCCAAUCCUGGCGAGGAUCAGGCCCAGAAGCUGCAGGCGCUGCCAGAGAUGGUGAGCGUGUUGCCGCCAGCUCUGCGAUGUCUGGUCUAUUUGUGGGAGCAGAUCUGCUCCGGCUGCGUGCAGAUUGUCCAGUCGAAUGCACUGGAGCAGCGGGAACCGCGACUGCUGUCGCCAGGGAGUCGCGACCUGAACGGAGAUGCCGACACCGAGGGCAAGGAUGGCAAGUGCUCCGACCAGGGAUCCGCUGGAGAGAAGGAUCUGGGCAGGAAGUGCAAGCGCAAGAAGAAGGACGAUGGCAGCUGGUGCGAGAUCUGCGAACUCUUCCUGCCCAUGCCCGUGACCUACCACAUGCGGAUCGCCCAUCCGGGCUGUGGGAAAUCGGCCAAGGGCAAGGGCUACAACUCCGUGGGAAUAUUCUGCGAGGGAUGGGCGGGCAACUGCGGCGAGGGCGGCAAGGGUGCUUCGUCCUGGUUCCUCAUGUGCGAUCCCUGCCGGGACCGGUAUCUCGCCUCCUGUCGCAGCGCCAACAACAUCAACAGUGCCGCCCGGCAACUGGAGUCCAGUGCCGCCGAAGGCAACGAACUGAAUUUGUUUGGCGUUAAGUCGACCACAUUGAUAGCCAAUGCCGAGGUGUACACCACGAUGCGGGAGAACGCCACGUUCCUGCUGGAGCUCUGCUCGAGUUCGAGCUCUGCAUCUGGAGUGGCCGGCAGCUUGGCCGCCGCCGCUAGCAGCAGCAGCAGCUCCAAUCCCAAGCGGUCGCCGCAGCAGAUGUCCGUGGUGGCCAUGCCCGUGGUGAUCGAACACCAGCUGGGCAACUCGGACCUCAAGCCGAGCACCAGUCGCUGCAGCCGGAUGGCCCGCCUGAGUGGCUCCAAGUUCUGUCCGGGAGUGGGUAGCGGAGCGUUCCGCAAAAGCUUCGUGGGCGGACCGCCGGCUGCUCCGGAGAACGUGUGGCUGGCGCCGGAGGGAUUCGCCUGCCUGGAGUGCCUGGGCACUGCGGGACACGAGGAUCUGCCCUACGAGAUGUUUGGACUGGGGCCCAACUCGAACGACAAUGGAUACGAUAGGCCGCUGUCGGAGAUCUCGUAUGAGUCGUGCGAACCCAACAACUACGAUCUGCUAUCCGGCUCCUUGGCGCCCGGAUCCACGGCCGGCGGUGGCGGAGCUCCUGGUGGCAAUCUCUCCAAGUUCCACCGCAGCUAUUCGAUGGGUCAGGGCUGGGCGGCAUUGGCGCAACACAACCACCCGCAGCAGCACAACCAUCCGCAGCAGCAGCUCCACCAGCAGCAGCAACAGUUGCACCUGCAGCUGCAGCAACACCAGCAGCCGCCAGCAGCGGAGGUUGGUCAGCCCAAGGUGGUGUACAGGCGGCGAAACAAUUCCACCAGCGAGGGCGACGGAUCCCUGCUGAUCUGCUAUCCCUCGGAGCAUCUGCGUCGCCUGGUGCCGCACAAGCUGCUGGCCAGUGUGUCCGUUAUGCAGUCAUCUGCCGGCGGCGGCGAAGGAACCAGCAAGGAUCAUUCAACCGGGACGCUGGGAUUCGAUCAGUCGGCGGGACAAAAUGGAGGAGGUAGCCUACUGCUCACCCGUCCGGCCAUGGCCUUCAUCACCCAGAAACACGAGCUGGACAGGCUGAGGGCGGCCAUGAGGAGGAGUUUGAGGAUUGCGGCCUGCAGGAUUUAUGCGCUGCAGGCACUAAACUGGCUCCUGAGGGGCGUCACCCAGGGCGUGUGCCUGCAUGAUCUGAUGUGGUGGUUCGUCAGCUCACUGACCGCCACUGGUGGUCACCAUCCGCCGGAGGGCAGGGGCGAGGAGGCCUCGGAGCCGGCACUGGAACACCCGGUGGCCUACACCCAGAUCAGUGGCCGAUUCGCCCAUCUCAUCACCCAGUCCCUGCACGUCCUGCUCCAGUCGGUGGCCGAUCUCACGCUGCAUUUGCCACCCGGUUCGCCAUUGCAGCGGGUGGCCAUCCAGUGCUUUGGCAUCCGUUUCCGCCAGGCGGACCACCAGUUCCUCCACAGCUCGCAUGUGUUUGGGAACAUCUCGAAGAUACUGUCCAAGUCGGAUGAGCAGAACGACGCCAUGGCCGUUUCGAUGAUCCUCAAGCCCGACUGCGAUGCGGAGCACAAUCAGGUGCAUCCCGUUGCGAAUGGCGGAUCUGGAGCAGGAGCCCGGCUCCUCUGCUAUACGGAUCUGGCUGGCAUGUUCGAGGUCACCGUAUCCUCGCGUCCGGCCAUGGCCGAAUCCCUGACGGACAACUCAACGGAAACCUUCUGGGAGAGCGACGAGGAGGAUCGCAACAAGUGCAAGAUCAUCGAGUUGUCCCUGACCAAGUUGAACUACGCCUGUCGCUAUCUCCUCGUGCACAUCGACAAUAGUCGAGACAUUCAGAACAAGGUGCUUAACGUGGUGUUCUAUGCCGGCCAGUCGCUGGGCGACACGAAUGUAAUAAAAUCGGCGGACGUGGACCCGAAGGCCUGUUCCUGGAUCUCGGCGAAGAUCUGCGAUGACAGCUGCACCCACUUCCGGCUGGAGCUGCAUGGACCGGAGAACACGCUGCGGGUGCGCCAGAUCAAGUUGCUCGGUUGGCCCACGGGAGGAUCGGUGGGCCAGGAGGAUCCCUCCGAUCACAAGCACCAGCAUCAGCACCAGCAGCCCCACCUGCGCUUGAGUCACGCCUCGCGCAUCCAACAGCAGAUUUGUGAGGCGGAAACCCUGAGGGUUUUCCGUUUGAUCACCGGUCAGGUGUUUGGCAAACUAAUCAGCAACGUGGGCUCGGACUUGGUGCCACCGGACUCGGCGGGCAUUGGGCCACCGAGCAGUGGAGCAGCGAGUACCUCGCUAUUGGCCGAUUCCCUGGACCUCAGGGAGCACAUGGUGGGCAUACUGUUCUCGCGGAGCAAAUUGUCGCACCUGCAGAAGCAGGUUAUCGUGCACAUCGUCCAUGCCAUUCGCAAAGAGGCGCAGCGGGCCAAGGAGGAUUGGGAGCUGGCCAACCUGGCCCAUGUCCUAAAGCAGCCGCCACAGCUGCAAUCCCUGCCAGCCACCGCCGCGAGUGCCUCCGGCAGCAGUGAGAGUUCCCCGGAGAGGAGCCGGGCACCGGACACCUACUGCUUCGAGAUGCUCAGCAUGGUCUUGGCCCUGUCCGGCAGCGUGGUGGGUCGCUCGUACCUCUCCCAGCAGCACGGACUGCUCCGGGAUCUCCUGGGACUCCUGCACACCGGCAGUGAUCGCGUGCAGCGACAGGUGACGGCUCUGUUGCGUCGAAUCCUCCCAGAAAUAUCGCCUGAGAGCUUUGCCGAACUACUGGGAGUGCAGCGAUUGCCACCGGCGGAUUAUAGCAUUGCUCAUCAGACAGCCAGUGAUUUCGAUAUGAGUCGGCUGGGUCUGCUGGAUAUAUUCCUGGCCGUGAUUGCCAAGUCCCUGCAGUUGCAGGUUAAGGUGAAAACAACAGCUGCCUCGGCUGGAGGCACUGGAUCGGGAUCGGGAUCAGGAACUGGAUCUGGGUCAGGUUCUGGAGGAGGCGGAUCCUCGAGUGGUGGUGGAGGAGCUGCCCUGAAGGCGGGUCAGCAGGAGAAGACCCCGGCCUUUGUGCGACUCUGCAGCUCGCUGGAUCUCUCCGUGCAGCAGCUGAGAUCACGACCGCCCACCGGCGAGCCGGGAGGAGCUGAUCCCUUCCAGUUUGAGGCCCUGCCGCCGAGAAAGGAGUCCAAGCGGAAUCUCAACCAGCGGUGGUUCCUCAACGGAGUCAUCUCCACCAAGCAGGCGGAGAGCAUAAUCGGUCUCAUAAGGGAUUUGGCCAGCGGUAAACUCAGCGAGAAGUGGUCACAGAUUACGAAGGCGGCCAUUGCCGAAUCCGUACUGAAUCUGACCCGACUGGAGGAGAUCUACCGCUCGCCGGAGCACUGCACCAAGACCUCAACCUUGUGGCUGGCAUUGGCCAGUCUGUGUGUCCUGGAGCGCGACCAUGUGGAGAAGCUCUCCUCCGGCCAGUGGUCCAAGUUGUGCGACACGCGUCCCUUGUGCAGCAACCACGACGAUGGCGAAACGGCGGCCAUCAUCCAGUGCGAGACCUGCGGAUCCCUCUGCGGCGACUGCGAUCGCUUCCUGCAUCUGAACCGCAAGACUCGCUCCCACAAGCGAACGGUUUGCAAGGAAGAGGAGGAGGCCAUCCGCGUGGAGCUACACGAAUCCUGCGGCCGCACCAAACUCUUCUGGCUGCUGGCCCUGGCCGAUUCCAAAACACUGAAGGCCAUGGUGGAGUUCCGCGACGGCAGCCAUACGAUCAUCUCGGGUCCCCAGGAGACGGUGGGCAGGUGUCGCUUCUGCGGCCUCACCGGCAACUCCGGCCUGCUGGAGAUCGGCAACGUGUGCGCGGAUGCCCAGUGCCAGGAGUAUGCGGCCAACUCGUGCCUGAAGACCAAGCCGUGUGGCCAUGCGUGUGGCGGAGUCACGGGCGAGCGGAAGUGCCUCCCCUGCCUGCAGCAUGUGUGCCACACGCGCGAGAACGAGCUGGCCGAGGAGCUGAGGGAUCCGAAGCUCACGCAGGAUGCGGACGACAUGUGCAUGAUCUGCUUCGUGGAGGCGGUAUCCUGUGCUCCCUCUAUCCAUCUGGAGUGCGGCCAUGUGUUCCACCACCAUUGCUGCAAGGCGGUGUUGGAGAAGCGUUGGAGUGGACCGCGAAUCACCUUUGGAUUUUCCCUCUGUCCCAUCUGCAAGGCGGAUAUCCAGCAUCCCUUGCUGGCAGACAUCCUGGAGCCGAUCAACGGACUCAAGCAGGACGUCAAGCGCAAGGCCCUCAUGCGGAUCAAGUACGAGGGCGUGGUCAAGGACACGGACAGUAAGGACGUGAACAUGACCCAGCUGGCGAUGGACCGGUAUGCCUACUACGUGUGCUUCAAGUGCCAGAAGGCGUACUACGGCGGCGAGGCACGCUGCGAUGCGGAGAUUGGCGAGAAGUUCGAUCCGGAGGAGCUGGUCUGCGGCGGAUGCUCGGAUGUGGCCAGGGCACAGAUGUGCCCCAAGCACGGCACCGAUUUCCUGGAGUACAAGUGCCGCUACUGCUGCUCGGUGGCGGUGUUCUUCUGCUUCGGGACGACGCACUUCUGCGACACCUGCCACGACGACUUCCAGCGACUGACCAACAUACCGAAGGUCAAGCUGCCGCAGUGUCCGGCCGGACCGAAGGCCAAACAGCUGCUGGGCGACGAGUGCCCGCUGCACGUGAUGCAUCCGCCCACCGGCGAGGAGUUCGCCCUGGGAUGCGGCGUCUGCCGCAAUGCCCAGACAUUUUAGCCAGACACAUGGACACGACCCGCUGACAAGUGGGCAACGCAUCCGGAAUCGGAUGACGACGAUGAUGAUGACGACGACGACGACGUGGAGUUGGCGCCGAACAUGUGGCUAGACAUGUUCUCACGGUCGGACGACUCGCGGACAUAUUUGUAGAGAUUAAAAAGCCCCAACAGAAAAAAACCAAAAACUAGUCCCCAUGAAAGGAUCGUUCUUUCACUCCUCUAGACAUUAAUUCACACAUCGGAAUGGAAUACGGAAACGGAUAGAUAUUUUCUAGGAUAGCUGAUAUUUGAACGAUGGAUAUUGGAUUAUAGAUUAGCAAAUAGCAAAUAGCGUAUAGCAUAUUUUUCCCCCCAGGCAAUAUUAUUUUGUAACACUCGAAUCGAGACGAAUCUCCCAAUUCAAUGAUCAAAAAAAAACUCACUAUUUAUUUAAUGUACAAUUCGGAGUCGAGCGAGAGAGAGCGAGUGCGGGAGAGAGCGCGAGAAGUGUGUACAUAAUCCUUCAGCUCCCUGACCUCUGACCUCCAUAACCUCCUCCUGCCACCCCCUCACCCUCCUCCUCCUCCUCACCCUCACCCUCACUCCAGCAAAAGGCACAUUAUGCUACAUUUAUAUAUAUAUUGCAAAUAACUAAAUUAUAUAUAUUUAUUAUGAAUGCGACGAGCGGAAGGAUGCAAUAAAAAUCAAUUCUUAAUGUAAA
Messenger RNA from Drosophila rhopaloa, 16963 nucleotides. It is a transcript of the gene hiw, whose product is annotated as E3 ubiquitin-protein ligase highwire. The record is from RefSeq and is a predicted model, not a curated record. The transcript has 23 exons. Bases 353 to 16261 code for a protein of 5302 amino acids. Gene Ontology annotation, cellular component: nucleus. NCBI's taxonomy places the organism in Eukaryota, Metazoa, Arthropoda, Insecta, Diptera, Drosophilidae.